Molecule: messenger RNA, 2325 nt
Organism: Suncus etruscus (white-toothed pygmy shrew)
Lineage: Eukaryota; Metazoa; Chordata; Mammalia; Eulipotyphla; Soricidae
Gene: TMC1
Product: transmembrane channel like 1
Exons: 20
Coding region: 1-2325 (774 amino acids)
Biological process (GO): vestibular reflex; detection of mechanical stimulus involved in sensory perception of sound
Cellular component (GO): plasma membrane
Molecular function (GO): mechanosensitive monoatomic ion channel activity
Source: RefSeq, a predicted model, not a curated record
AUGCUUGGAGAUAGUGUUGGUUGUCCAACUGGAGAAGAAAUACUACUGGCAGCCACAGUACAAAUUCAAGUUGAGGAAAAAGAAGAUGAUACUGAGGAAAGUUCAAGUGAAGAAGAAGAUAAACUACCUCGAAGAGAGAGUUUGAGACCAAAGAGGAAACGGACCAGGGAUGUUAUCAGUGAAGAUGAUCCAAUACCUGAACCAGAGGAUGAAGAAACAAGGAAGGCAAGAGAAAAAGAGAGAAGGAGGAGAUUGAGGAGAGGAGCGGAAGAAGAAGAAGAAAUUGAUGAAGAGGAACUGGAAAGAUUGAAGGCAGAGUUAGAUGAGAAUAGACAGAUGAUUGCUACUGUUAAAUGCAAGCCUUGGAAAAUGGAGAAGAAAAUUGAAGUUCUCAAGGAAGCAAAAAAGUUUGUGAGUGAAAAUGAAGGAGCCCUUGGUAAAGGAAAAGGAAAACGGUGGUUUGCAUUUAAGAUGAUGAUGGCAAAGAAAUGGGCAAAAUUUCUCCGUGAUUUUGAGAAUUUCAAAGCUGCUUGUGUUCCAUGGGAAAAUAAAAUCAAAGCAAUUGAAAGUCAGUUUGGCUCAUCAGUGGCCUCAUAUUUCCUCUUUUUAAGAUGGAUGUAUGGUGUAAAUAUGGUUCUCUUUAUCCUGACAUUCAGCCUCAUCAUGUUGCCGGAGUACCUCUGGGGCUUACCAUAUGGCAGUUUACCUAGGAAAACUGUUCCCAGAGCUGAAGAAGCUUCUGCAGCAAAUUUUGGUGUGUUGUACGACUUCAACGGCUUGGCACAGUAUUCCGUUCUAUUUUAUGGCUAUUACGACAAUAAACGAACAAUUGGAUGGAUGAAUUUCAGGCUCCCACUCUCCUAUUUUCUGGUGGGGAUCAUGUGCAUUGGAUACAGCUUUCUGGUUGUCCUUAAAGCGAUGACCGCAAAUAUUGGCGAUGAUGGAGGUGGUGAUGACAAUACUUUUAACUUUAGUUGGAAAGUGUUCUGCAGCUGGGACUACUUGAUAGGCAAUCCUGAAACAGCGGACAACAAAUUUAAUUCAAUCACAAUGAAUUUUAAGGAAGCUAUAAUCGAAGAAAGAGCCGCUCAGGUUGAAGAAAACAUCCACUUGAUCAGAUUCCUCAGAUUUCUUGCUAACUUCUUCGUAUUUCUAACACUUGGUGGCAGUGGAUACCUCAUCUUUUGGGCUGUGAAACGAUCCCAGGAAUUUGCACAGAUGGAUCCUGACUCCCUGGGGUGGUGGGAAAAAAAUGAAAUGAACAUGGUAAUGUCCCUCCUGGGGAUGUUUUGCCCAACACUGUUUGAUUUAUUUGCUGAAUUGGAAGACUACCAUCCUCUCAUUGCUCUGAAAUGGCUACUGGGACGCAUUUUUGCUCUUCUUUUAGGCAACUUGUAUGUAUUUAUUCUUGCUCUGAUGGAUGAAAUUAACAACAAGAUUGAAGAGGAAAAGCUAGUAAAAGCCAAUAUUACCAUAUGGGAAGCCAACAUGAUUAAAGCCUACAAUGCAUCUCUCUCUGGACUCUCUGAAAAUACCACAGGCGCACCCUUUUUUGUACAUCCUGCAGAUGUUCCUCGAGGACCCUGCUGGGAAACAAUGGUGGGACAGGAAUUUGUGCGAUUGACAGUUUCUGAUGUCCUGACCACCUAUGUUACAAUCCUCAUUGGCGACUUUCUUCGAGCAUGUUUUGUAAGGUUCUGCAAUUACUGCUGGUGCUGGGACCUGGAAUAUGGAUAUCCUUCAUACACUGAGUUUGACAUCAGUGGCAAUGUUCUCGCUUUGAUCUUCAAUCAAGGCAUGAUCUGGAUGGGCUCUUUCUUUGCUCCCAGCCUCCCAGGAAUCAAUAUACUUCGACUCCAUACAUCCAUGUAUUUUCAGUGCUGGGCUGUUAUGUGUUGCAAUGUUCCUGAGGCCAGAGUCUUCAAAGCUUCCAGAUCGAAUAAUUUUUACUUGGGCAUGCUCUUGCUCAUCCUAUUUCUGUCCACCAUGCCCGUGUUAUACAUGAUUGUAUCCCUUCCUCCAUCAUUUGAUUGUGGCCCCUUCAGUGGCAAAAAUAGGAUGUUUGAAGUGAUUGGAGAAACAUUGGAACAUGAUUUCCCAAGCUGGAUGGCAAAAAUCUUGAGACAGCUUUCUAACCCUGGACUGGUCAUCGCUGUCAUUUUGGUCAUGGUCUUGACCAUCUAUUAUCUCAAUGCUACUGCAAAGGGACAAAAGGCAGCCAAUCUGGAUCUGAAAAAGAAAAUGAAGCAGCAAGCUUUGGAGAACAAGAUGCGAAACAAGAAAAUGGCAGCUGCAAGAGCAGCUGCAGCUGCUGGUGGACAGUAA